CAACACACACGCCAAACAAGGAUACCUCAGAAGCGAUUGGAUAUUAUUCUCCUUCCCCGAAGCAAGUGUGCGUCAGCUGUUCUUUCAUUUUUUUCUUCUAGCUAUUGAGCGCAUGCAACACUGAAAAUAUCAUCACACAAACAUAGGGUAAAGAUGACUUCUGUUCCAUCCAAGACUGAAAGCCCUACCAAAACCUGCCCCCACGCAGCCAAGUUCAUCCAGAAUGGAGUGAAUGGAGAGGAGACUAAAGGAGAAGGCCCACAGGAAAGGAAGUGGAUUCGCCCUGAUGCCCCCAGCAAGUGCACCUGGAAACUGGGGCCUCCCAUUGCAGAGUCCCCUCACUUUCACUCAGAAUUAACAAAAACUCCAAGCAUCAUGCCAAACAUUUUGAAGAAAGUGGGCGACACACCGCUGGUGAAAAUCAACAAGAUUGGCAAGCAUUUUGAGCUGAAAUGCGAAAUGUUGGCGAAGUGUGAAUUCUUCAAUGCAGGAGGCAGUGUGAAAGACAGAAUCAGUCUGCGCAUGGUGGAGGAUGCAGAGAGAGAUGGCCUUCUGAAACCAGGAGACACCAUUAUUGAACCUACAUCUGGGAACACUGGUAUUGGCCUUGCUUUGGCUGCAGCUGUCAAGGGUUACCGCUGUAUUAUCGUCAUGCCUGAAAAAAUGAGCAUGGAAAAGGUGGAUGUACUGAGGGCUCUGGGAGCAGAGAUUGUGAGGACACCCACCAGUGCCAGGUUUGACUCCCCAGAGUCCCAUGUUGGUGUCGCCUGGAGGCUAAAGAAUGAAAUCCCAAACUCCCACAUUCUUGACCAGUAUCGCAAUCCCAGCAACCCCCUGGCUCACUAUGACACUACAGCCGAGGAGAUUAUCCAACAGUGUGAUGGGAAGGUUGAUAUGCUGGUGGCUGGAGCUGGGACAGGGGGCACCAUCACUGGCAUUGCCAGAAAACUUAAGGAGAAGUGCCCUAACUGCAAGAUUAUUGGAGUGGAUCCUGAGGGCUCUAUCCUUGCUGACCCGGAGGAAAUGAACAAGACUGAUAAGACCUCGUAUGAAGUGGAGGGGAUCGGCUAUGACUUCAUUCCCACUGUCCUUGACAGAUCAGUGGUGGAUCAGUGGUACAAGAGCAAUGAUGAGGAGUCCUUCUCCAUGUCCCGCAGGCUUAUUAAGGACGAGGGGCUACUGUGUGGAGGUAGUUCUGGGAGUGCCAUGGCUGCAGCAGUGAAAGCAGCACAGGAGCUGGAGGAAGGCCAGCGCUGCGUAGUCAUCCUGCCUGAUUCCAUCCGCAACUACAUGUCUAAGUUCUUGAGUGACAAGUGGAUGAUCCAGAAGGGGUUCCUGAAGGAGGAAGACAUCAUGGUGAAAAAGCCCUGGUGGUGGAACUUAAAAACCCAGGAGCUGAACCUCUCUGCGCCUCUAACUGUGCUGCCCUCUGUCACCUGCCAGAGGACAAUUGAGAUUCUCAAAGAGAAGGGCUUUGACCAGGCCCCAGUCGUGAAUGAAUCAGGGCUUAUUUUGGGAAUGAUCACAUUGGGAAACAUGCUUGCUUCUUUGCUUGCUGGCAAAGUCCAACCAUCUGAUCCGGUCAGCAAAGUCCUGUACAAACAGUUUAAAAAGAUCCAUCUGAAUGAUAACCUGGGUAAACUGUCCUGUAUCCUGGAAACAGAUCACUUUGCUCUUGUGGUUCAUGAGCAGAUUCAAUGUGAGGCUGAACAGUCUAAUGUCAGCAAACCAGAAAGGCAACAAUAUUAUUUAAAAGAUCUUGCGGAUGGAUCUUCCGACAAAAAACAGAUGGUGUUCGGAGUUGUUACAGCCAUCGACAUGCUCAACUUUGUUGCCUCAAAGGAGAAAAGGCACACUGAAAACUGAAUGUUUGUUUUUUAAAACAUCCUGCUGAAAAAAAGCUGAAUGUAAUAUUUGUUUUGCUUUGUUAACCACUGGUUCAUUGUUAGUCUGCUAUUAACAGUAACAUUACAAUAAGUAAUUAUAUAGAUGGGUGGUCUAUAGAACUAGUUGAUUUUAACAUGACACAUAUAUACACAUUAUAUAUAUAUAUAUAUAUAUAUAUAUAUAUAUAUAUAUAAGAAAAAAGAAAAGGAUAUUUCAGGUACUUAAAGGUAGAAUAAUUGAUUACAAAUCAGUUAUCAGGACGUUUCGGACUACAACAGUUUUUGUAUUCAGCCGAUGAAGGACUUGUAGUCCGAAACGGUUUAUGGAUUUAUUUUUACUUUUCAUUGUGUAGGUUUUUGUUUACUUUAAACCUUUAGUUUUCUCUGUGGCCUGAAAUAAGAAGUGACCAGUGUGUUCAAUUCAUCGAGUCAAUCGUAUGCCUUGCUUAGACCAAAAAACCUAAAGUGGUUACUUGGCAGACUUAUGGGGGAUCUGGCCAGGUUAAGCUUUUUAUUUUCAUGGAUUUAAAUGUGAUCUUUUGUUCUUGGUAGACUCUCUGAAGAUGGUAUAAAGGUAAUUAAUAGUAUAAUGUGGACCUUUGUUACAUUUUGCUUGUUUGGCUUUAAACUGUAUCCUAUGUAAUACUGUAAUUGGAUACAGGAAAAACAGUAAUCAAAUUAGCUGAAAUGGAAGAAACUUGAAUAAAAGUGGGGGUUUUUUCUGA
Acipenser ruthenus (sterlet) is the source of this 2611-nucleotide messenger RNA. Its product is annotated as cystathionine beta-synthase-like protein. The transcript has 17 exons. Gene Ontology annotation, cellular component: cytoplasm. The record is from RefSeq and is a predicted model, not a curated record. The coding region runs from base 154 to 1866 and encodes 570 amino acids. Lineage: Eukaryota; Metazoa; Chordata; Actinopteri; Acipenseriformes; Acipenseridae. Gene Ontology annotation, molecular function: cysteine synthase activity; cystathionine beta-synthase activity.